GGUCCCGCUGGUCGUGGGUAUGGACUGGCAGUAUUGGACGAGAAUACCGAGCUUGAUGCCGAGACAGGCCACACCCGCGCUUACUCCAGUGCGGCGGAAAGCAACGACGACGAUGAGCUUCCAGAGUUGGUCCACUAUCGUGACGUUGACAAUUCACACCUCGAGCAAACGGACUCACAGGUGACGAGAAGUUCGGAAGAGACACCCACGCACGCGCAUCAACCAGUUGAGUAUCUUCCUCCUACCGACUGCCCUCUGGCAAUGGUUGGCUCGGAGAGAAACGGUGUGGAAACGAGAUCUGGAGAUACCGCGCAACCCGACCCAACCAGUGACUUGGUGGUUUAG
This is a messenger RNA of Seminavis robusta, 345 nucleotides long. The record is from the annotation of a GenBank genome assembly. NCBI's taxonomy places the organism in Eukaryota, Bacillariophyta, Bacillariophyceae, Naviculales, Naviculaceae.